Messenger RNA from Alternaria atra, 1299 nucleotides. RefSeq lists its product as uncharacterized. The record is from RefSeq and is a predicted model, not a curated record. Gene Ontology annotation, molecular function: monooxygenase activity; FAD binding. The transcript has a single exon. The coding region runs from base 1 to 1299 and encodes 432 amino acids. NCBI's taxonomy places the organism in Eukaryota, Fungi, Ascomycota, Dothideomycetes, Pleosporales, Pleosporaceae.
AUGGCUUCUCCAAAGCCGAUGGACAUCAUCAUCCUAGGCGGCGGCAUAGCCGGCCUAACGACCGCUCUCUCCCUCACCAAAUUUGCUCCUGCCUCGUCACCACCAAAUAUCACCAUUUUCGAGAUCAGGCCUGAGCCUGCAACAAUCGGUGGUGCCGUAAACCUCACACCCAACGCUCUGCGUCUCCUUUCACACCUAGGAGCUCUCGAUGAGAUCCGUGCCAAAGGAUAUGGCGCAGAAUGUCUCGCAGUAGAAGUCUUCGACCUCUACACCAACGUCAAAAUAGCGGAAAGCUCCUUCAGAGGACCAGACGGAAAAGGUCUGGGUGAUCCUCCAUUUACUGCGCUGAGAAUUACAAGAGGAGAGGCGCUCAAGGGUGUCCUUGCUGCCAUUGAGAAGCACCCAAACAUCAAGCUUGUAUGCGGCAAGAAAACAAUCAAUAUCAAUGAAAGCGACACUGAUGUCAACAUCGAUUUCGAAGACGGAGGAAGCGCAAAGGCGGACAUACUAAUUGGAUGUGACGGUAUCCACAGCGUUGCGCGCCUCAAGCACGUCGAGCCCGAGCGAAAAGCAAUGUACAGCGGAAUAUGUAACGCCUUCGGCUUCGCACCCCGACGAAAGUUGGAGUCCUCCAGCCAGGACUUUGAGCCCACGCACUUUGAAGUCAGCGGCAUGAACUUUGGUCGUCGCGGCAUGAUGUUGACGUCCUUCCACGACCAAGCACAAGAAAGCAUCUACGUGGGCGCACUGAUGCAAGUCCCCGAGAUUGCAGACCGCAAUGGCUGGAAAGCAGCAGGAGCUGAUGUGCAGAAGAUCCGCAACGAGAUGCUGGACCGUUACUCUGGUGCUGCAAAUUCGCAGAUUGCACAUUGGAUUGAGGAUGCAGAGGGUCUGUAUCUCUGGCCUGUGUUCACCCUCUCAAAGGGGGGUAAAUGGGCUACCGACCGCGUCAUAUUGAUUGGCGAUUCCGCACACGCUAUGCCUCCGCAGGGCGAAUCCACAGGCAUUGUCUUCGAAGAUGGUGUCUUAUUCUCGCGCUGCUUGGCAAAGUGGAUGGAGGAUAGACGCGACGAAGGCGUACCUGUCAAGGAAGCUUUUGACGCGUAUGAAUCUUUGAGACGCGCGAGAAUCGAUACUGCUUUCGAUGAGAGUCAGAGUGUGGUUAAGACAGUGCAAGAUACGCCUUGGUUGGGCCACAAGAUCAAGAUGAAUGUGGUGCCGUGGUAUCUUUGGUGGACGAGGAGUUACCGGGAAAAACAUUUCAUAGAGGAUGUUACGACGUGUGACAUUGGGUAUUGA